AUGAGGAAGGUGGCACGUGCGAGAGGAGGGAAUGAUUGUGUGGGACGGCGAUGUUUCAGAGACAAAUGGUCACAGCUGCUCUAUGUUCGCCACAUUCUACGAUGGGCUGUCACGUGCUGUACCGACAUGACCCAACCACAGCACCUUCGUGCUUAUGUGUCCUUGAAAUUGAAGGGAUGCACCCCACAGGUCCAAUUUCAGACAUUAUUAUCUUCCUAG
Messenger RNA from Sphenostylis stenocarpa, 219 nucleotides. The record is from the annotation of a GenBank genome assembly. Lineage: Eukaryota; Viridiplantae; Streptophyta; Magnoliopsida; Fabales; Fabaceae.